AUGUUUUUUGAAAGUGAAAUUUUUAAAAAGGCAACACAAUGUGUUCAGCGAUGCUGUGUUGGAGACAAGUGUAGCAAAGAUUCAAUAGAAAUGUUAGCUAAAAAGUUUUUAGUAUAUGAAGUCUCUCGAGGUUACGUCACUUGCUCAAUGACGCAGGAAGAAGAAGAAUUCCCCAUUGCGUUUUCUAUUUUAGUUUUCAAGCACGUAGAAAUGGUUGAGAGAUUACUCCGUGCUAUUUAUAGACCACAGAACUAUUACUGUAUUCACGUAGAAGCUAAAGCAGACAAAGAAGUUUUCCUCGCCGUAUCUGCAAUAGCGCAAUGUUUCACUAAUGUUUUCUUAACGGCUGAACGAGUGGACGUUCAGUGGGGAGAAUUCAGUGUACUGGAACCGGAACUGAUCUGCAUGAAACAGCUGUGGAGAUAUACAAAAUGGAAGUACUUUAUCAACCUCACUGGACAAGAGUUUCCACUGAAGACAAACGCUCAGCUGGUGAAAAUUUUAAAAGCUUACAACGGUGCAAAUGAUGUAGAAGGGAAACUUAUAAAGUUUCGUAAGAAUAGAUGGCCAACAAAACCACCAAGAAGAUUAAGACCAGUGAAAGGAUCAGUUCAUGUUGUCGUCAACAGAGAUUUCGUUGACUACAUCCUACACAACAACACAGCCAAAGAUCUACUCGAGUGGGUCAAAGAAACGGUAGUUCCCGAUGAAACGUUUUUCGCUACAUUAAACUACAAUCCACAUCUUGGGAUACGCGGUAGUUACAAAGGUGAUCCUGACAUUCAUCGCCUGAUUAAACCUUACCUUGCUAGGUUUAAAAACUGGGGUGGAAUCCCUUGUGCUGGACGUACAGUUAGAGAAAUUUGUAUACUUUCCACAGGAGAUGUACCAAUGCUUUUCGAUACAAAAGAACUUUUCGCCAACAAAUUCUACCUGUGGGAAGAUUUCCUAUCUGUUGGUUGUUUGGAGGAAAAGUUGAUGAACGACACGAGGGAUGAAUUUCUGGGUGUAAAGACAUUCAAUGUAUCUUAUUAUGAGAACUUAGAGUUUCUGAAAAAUUGCGUGACAUAA
Molecule: messenger RNA, 1071 nt
Organism: Physella acuta
Lineage: Eukaryota; Metazoa; Mollusca; Gastropoda; Physidae
Product: beta-1,3-galactosyl-O-glycosyl-glycoprotein beta-1,6-N-acetylglucosaminyltransferase-like
Cellular component (GO): membrane
Molecular function (GO): acetylglucosaminyltransferase activity
Source: RefSeq, a predicted model, not a curated record